AUGCACCAUUUUCUCUAUACAUGUGCUGAGACCGUUAGAUUCCCUCUAGUGGACGUGGACGUGGACGUGGACGUGGACAUGGACGUGGACGUGGACAUGGACGUGGACAUGGACGUGGACGUGGACGUGGACAUGGACGUGGACGUGGACGUGGACGUGGACGUGGACAUGGACGUGGACGUGGACAUAGACAUGGACGUGGUCGUGGAUGUGGACGUGGACGUGGAGGUGGACGUGGAUGUGGAGGACGUGGACAUGGACGUGGACGUGGAGGACGUGGACAUGGACAUGGACGUGGACGACGUGGACAUGGACGUGGACGUGGACGUGGACGUGGACGUGGAGGACUUGGACGAGGACAUGGACGUGGAUGUGGACGUGGACGUGGACGUGGACGAAGACAUGGUCGUGGACGUGGACGUGGACGUGGACGUGGACGAAGACAUGGUCGUGGACGUGGACGUGGACGUGGACGUGGACGAAGACAUGGUCGUGGACGUGGACGUGAUCGUGGACGUGGACGUGGACGUGGACGUGAUCGUGGACGUGGACGUGGACGUGGACGUGGACGUGGACGUGGACCUGGACAUGGACGUGGAUGUGGACGUAAACGUGGACGUGGACCUGGACGUGGACCUGGACGUGGACGUAAACGUGGACGUGGACGUAAACGUGGACGUGGACGUGGACGUGGUUGUGGACGUGGACGUGGACGUGGACGUGGACGUGGACUUGGACGUGGAGGUGGACUUGGACGUGGACGUGGACGUGGACGUGGAGGUGGACGUGGACGUGGACGUGGACGUGGACUUGGACGUGGACGUGGACGUGGACGUGGACGUGGACGUGGACGUGGACGUGGACGUGGACAUGGACGUGGACGUGGACGUGGUCGUGGACGUGGACGUGGACGUGGACGUGGACGUGGACGUGGACGUGGACGUCGACAUGGACGUGGACGUGGACAUGGACGUGGACAUAGACGUGGACGUGGACGUGGACGUGGACGUGGACGUGGACAUGGACGUGGACGUGGACGUGGACGUGGAGAUGGACGUGGACGUGGACGUGGACGUGGAGAUGGACGUGGAUGUGGACGUGGACGUGGACGUGGACGUGGACGUGGACGUGGACGUGGAGAUGGACGUGGAUGUGGACGUGGACGUGGACGUGAAGGACAUGGACGUGGACGUGGACGUGGACGUGGACAUGAAGGACAUGGACGUGGACGUGGACAGGGACGGGGACGCAGACGCGGACGCAGACGCGGACGCGGACGCGGACGCGGACGCGGACGUGGACGUGGACGUGGACGUGGUCGUGGACGUGGACGUGGACGUGGACGUGGACGUGGACGUGGACACGUGGACGUGGACGUGGACGUGGACGUGGACGUGGACCUGGACGUGGACAUAG
Closterium sp. NIES-65 is the source of this 1416-nucleotide messenger RNA. The record is from the annotation of a GenBank genome assembly. NCBI's taxonomy places the organism in Eukaryota, Viridiplantae, Streptophyta, Zygnematophyceae, Desmidiales, Closteriaceae.